Molecule: messenger RNA, 2142 nt
Organism: Aspergillus calidoustus
Lineage: Eukaryota; Fungi; Ascomycota; Eurotiomycetes; Eurotiales; Aspergillaceae
Source: the annotation of a GenBank genome assembly
AUGCUCUACCCUUCACAGGGCACCUCAACUACCCUGGAUGCGCUAUGUCGCAGUGGACGUGGCGGCUUAGCAGCAUACAUCCCGGAAAGCCCGCGGGGCUCGGUCCUCGUCACAACGCGCAACAAGCAGGUUGCGGUCCGGCUCACGAAGAACCAGUCUAUCAUCGAGCUGCGGCGGAUGAAUAAAAUCGAGGCGGAUGAAUUGCUUCGCACAACGCUAGACGGGAUCGAGCAGGAGGCGGACAACAGGCAGGGCUCGCCUCUCGCGGCUCGACUGGAGUAUCUCCCCCUCGCACUCGUCCAGGCAGCCGCAUACAUCCGGAUGAACUCAAUGAGCGUCGAUAGGUACCUCGAGCUGCUCGACAAUAGCGAAGACAGUCUGGUCGAGUUGCUGAAUAAGAACUUUGACGCCGUGGGCCGAGACCCGGACACGCCGCACGCGGUGGCGGCGACGUGGAUGCUUUCCUUCCAGAAGAUCGAGCAGCAGAGUCCACUUGCGGGCGAGGUUCUCUCGCUCUUAUGUUUCUUUGACCGGCAAGCGAUCCCUAUGGAGUUUGUCUACCACUGUCAACAGCAGCAGCAAGAUCGUGGGUAUCAAACAGCGAUCCGAGUUGAAGAGGCGGUAGGACUACUCAAGGCGUUUUCAUUCAUCACAAGCGAGACAGACCCGAAUAGGCUUGCCGUUCACCGGCUGGUGCAGUUGGUUACGCGACGGUGGCUCGUGCACAGGGGCACAGCCGCUCGAUUUGCGCAGCUGGCGCUGCGGACGGUCUCGGAUCUGUAUCCGUACGGCAGCUAUGAGACGCGCGUGCUGUGCAGUGCCUACCUCCCACAUGCCUUUGCGGUUCUUAGGUUUGUUGAAGAGGCGAAUGCGCGGUCGAAUGUCUCGAGGUCGGGGAUCGGGUCCUGGCUCGUGGAGCGAUUUACAGUGGCUACCUCACGGAUUGCCUCUCUUUCAGUCCGUCUAGCGCCUUUGAUUUCUCGGGGCUUGGAGGAGAAAUUGGCCCAAACCUGGGCGGCUAUUCCUCGUGAGUGGCGGGACGAGUCAUCCACUACUCAAUCGACUCUUUGCCACAAUGCGGCUGGGUUCUGUCUGUACCAGGGACGCUUUGGGGAUGCUGAGGCGCUCCAGCUGCAAGCCUUGAAGCUGCGGAGGGAGAUUCUCGGCGAGGAGAAUCUUUCCACGCUGGAUAGCCAGUCCAACUUAGCUUCGACGUACGCACGGCAAGGCCGAUGGGCAGAAGCUGCGGCGCUGCUUCAGCAAUUAAUUGCGGUUGAGCACCGGGUUCUGGGAGCGGAGGACCCCAGCACGCUGACGAGCAUGGACAAUCUAGCAUCCGCGUACUGGAAUCUGGGACAGUGGAGCAUGGCUGAAGACCUUAAUAUGCAGGUGGUUGCGAUUAGAAAGCGAGUCCUCGGCGAGGAGCACCUGGAAACCCUUACUAGCAUGGCUAAUCUCGCCUCGAUCUACUGGGACCAGGGGCGGUGCGGCGAGGCGGAAGCCCUCGAGGUACAAGUGAUGGAAACCAGAAGGCGGAUCCUUGGGGACGUGCACCCGUCAACUUUGACAAGCAUGGCCAAUCUCGCCUCGACUUAUUGGAGUCAGGGACGAUGCGAGGACGCAGAAGCGCUGGAAGUGCGGGUGGUGGAGGUGAGGAAAAAGGUGCUCGGUGCGGAGCAUCCAGACACGCUUACCAGCAUGGCUAAUCUAGCAACCACAUAUUCCGACCAGGAGAGGUGGAAGGAGGCCGAAGAACUGGAGGCACAGGUACUAGAAACACGGAAGAAGACACUGGGCGACCAGCACCCCUCGACUCUGACAAGCAUGGCGAAUCUCGCGUCGACGUACUGGGAGCAGGGCUGGUGGGCAGAGGCGGAGCAGCUGGAAAAGUACGUGUUCAAGACCAGAAAGCUCGUGCUGGGCGAGAUCCAUCCAGAUACUCUCACCAGUAUGGCCAACUUGUCUCAGACUUGGAGAAGCCAGGGCCGCUUUAAGGAGGCAACGGGCUUGAUGCGAGAAUGUUUCGGGCUGAGGAAACAGCUUCUCGGCGCCGACCAUGCAGAUACCCAGUCAUGCUCGGCAAGCCUAAGCGACUGGCAGGGGGAUAGCGAUGUUACGGCGCAGGAUCUGACCGACUCCUGA